Messenger RNA from Alternaria arborescens, 1869 nucleotides. RefSeq lists its product as hypothetical. The transcript has 3 exons. NCBI's taxonomy places the organism in Eukaryota, Fungi, Ascomycota, Dothideomycetes, Pleosporales, Pleosporaceae. Bases 1 to 1869 code for a protein of 622 amino acids. The record is from RefSeq and is a predicted model, not a curated record.
AUGGGCUCCAUUUCGCAGAACGAGCGAGAAGUCGCGAUCAUUACUGGUGCCACGAGUGGUAUCGGUUCCUGGCUAGCAGCUCAUCUGCAUGCGAAAGGGUACUGCGUUGCAAUUUGUGGUCGACGAGAAAGUGAAGGACACAACGUCGCCUCAUCGAUUGACCCAAAAGAAGAGACAGCCAUCUUCGUUCAAUGCGAUGUAGGCUCCUACGCUUCGCAAGUCAACCUCUUCAAGACUGUCUGGGAGAAGUGGGGUCGUCUUGACGUUCUGAUCGCAAACGCUGGCUUCGUUGAUCGUGGUUCCGUAUUCAACUUCAGAUACCGUGAUGCAGCCAUCAACAGCCCACCUCCAGAACCGGAUACCAGUUGCACCGACGUGGUGGUGAAAGGAAGAAUAUAUGGCACAACACUGGCGACGCACUACAUGCGCAACAACCCAGGACGGAAGGGCGGUAAGAUUAUAACCACAGGUAGCAUGCUAGGUGUAUACGCAUGCCAGACUUUCCCGGAGUAUUGCGCGGCCGAGGCCGCGUCGGCCAUGUGGGCGAAGACGACUGGACCCGUUCUGCUGGCUAAGGAUAACAUCUCCGUCAACUCUGUGAUGCUGGGCCCAAUCGAGACUGAAGCUAUGCCUGGAUUUAGCAAAGCUUUCCAUCCUGAACAAUUGAUGAUGAAGUCGACACUCUUCGCUGGUUACGAUCGCUUCCUUGACGACAAGGAAAAUCUCAGGACAGGUGAGACCAUCGAGGUGGCGCACGACAAACUUGUAGACUGGGGUCAUCCAGGCUACAAGAGCGGAGCAUUUUCGAAGCGCUCAGAGGCCGUAUUCGAGCCAUGGUUCAAUCUGGUGCAUGGGGAAGAGAGUGGAUUGGCUGGUACGCUCAAGGAUUGGCCUGACCAUAGUAAGAAGAUCAUCGCUGUCACAGGUGCGACAGGAAGCCAAGGCGGUGGAGUUGUCAAUAUUAUGAAGAAGACCCCUGGAUGGAAGGUCAGAGCAAUUACCAGGAAUCCAGACAGUGAUGCGGCGAGAAAGCUUACAGCCGAGGGUAUCGAAGUUGUGAAGGCUGAUUUUGAGGAUGAGGCGUCCCUGCGAGUCGCCUUUGAAGGUGCGCAUGCCGUAUUUGCUGUCACGAACUGGUGGGAAUCGCUCUUCCAGGGUAAAAGCCAGCACGAGUCUGGUGAGAUCGAAGAGCGACAUGGCAUGAACCUUGCUCGAGCUGCUGCCGCCACUCGUACUGUAGACCACUACAUCUGGUCAACAACUCCAAGUGCCAAGCGCCGGUUCUGGGGCAAGCUAGAAGCACCCCAUAUGGACUAUAAGGCGAAUGUCGACAGGCGCAUCAAAGCGGAGUUGCCUCAGCUCGCUGCUAUCACUACUUAUUUGUACUUCGGGUACUACCCCCAAAACAUGGCCUUCUUCCCGUUGUGCAAGCCAAUCGAAUACCCCGGCACUGGCCAGUACAUUCAGACUCUGCCUACCAAAGCCGACGCUAAAGUGCUCGUGGCCGGCGACAUGACUGUCAAUCCCGGUAUCUGGGUUCGUCAAGCCCUUGCCACUGGCGAUAAGGCUUACCGUAGAUACGCCAACGUCGCGCUAGAGAAGUUGACCUUCCAAGAGAUGGUCGAUGUAUGGUCAGAAGUAACUGGCAAGAGCUGUGUGUUUGCUGAAGUUAGCAUGGAGACAGUGACGAAGCUGUACGGCGAUAUGGGCAAUGAACUAGCGAAGCAAUUCAAGUAUGGAGAGGCGUGCGACCCGUGGGAGGUCACCGAAGAUUUCAUCAGUCCGGAAGAGCUGGGUAUCGAUCCUGGGGAAGUUGUCGGGUUCAAAGGGACAAUCGAAGGACUUAAGGCUGUCGGGUUUUGGGCUUGA